Messenger RNA from Micromonas pusilla CCMP1545, 2078 nucleotides. RefSeq lists its product as uncharacterized. The coding region runs from base 135 to 1973 and encodes 612 amino acids. The transcript is spliced from 2 exons. Gene Ontology annotation, molecular function: clathrin binding. Gene Ontology annotation, cellular component: intracellular membrane-bounded organelle; cytoplasm; vesicle. Gene Ontology annotation, biological process: clathrin coat disassembly; clathrin-dependent endocytosis. The record is from RefSeq and is a predicted model, not a curated record. Lineage: Eukaryota; Viridiplantae; Chlorophyta; Mamiellophyceae; Mamiellales; Mamiellaceae.
GAUCGCGCGCGGCGCGAGGCGAACGUCAGAUCCCUCGAGGGUCGGAAAAAAACUCUGACGCUUCCGAAGGACAACAGCGGAGCCGCGAGGCGCGGGGGCGAGGAACGCGGCGACGCGCGGGCGAUCGCGGCGCGAUGAGCGGCCUCGAGAGCCUCAUGACGGACUUCUCGCUCACCGGGAGCGUGAAGAAAGGGCCGAGCAUGAACGCGGCGAAGUCGAUGACGAGCGCGAUGGCGGGCACUCCGAGCAGCGGCAGCGCGAUGCCCGCGGAGGCGAUCGACGCGAACGAUCCCUUCUGGUUCGCUUCGUCGUCCUCCUCCUCCGCGGCGGCGAAGCCGAAGCCGCCGCCUUCGGGGGGUGCCGGCGGCGGCGCGGACGUGGACGACAUCUUCGGUCUCGGCAUCGGCGGCGGCAUCGGCGGCGGCGCGACUCCGAUGUCCGCGGCGAGACCGAUCCCGCACCAGCGGGCCGCGUCCGGCGGCGGAGGGAUGGACUUCUUCUCGUCCUCCCCCGCGCGCUCGCGCUCCCCCGCGAUGGGGUUCUCUCCCGCGGCGCCGGGUCUCGCGAACUCGAUGAAGAAAAAGAGCGGCAUGGCCGGCGACGCGUUCGAUUUCGCCAACGUGGACGACCUUCUCGGCGGCGGGCGACCGAUGAGCGGCGCGCCGAUGCGGACGCAGAGCAUCGACGACCUGUUGGGGGGCGCCGGCACCGCGUCGGGGGCGAGCAGCGGGCCGGGGAGCGCCGUCGUCGGCGGCGGCGGCGCGGCGGGCGACGACGAUCUCCUCGGCGCGCUGUUCGGCGAGACGACGACGACGACGAGCAGGACGGCGAGCGGUUCGAAACUUGAUGGAUUGGGCGCGCCCGCGUCCACGAGCGGGGGGGGCACGGCCGCGAGCAGCGCGAACGAUUUACUCGACGGCGCGGAUGAUUUUUUCAGCGGCGGCGGCGGCGUCGCGAGCGGCAUCGCGAGCGCGAAGGACAGCCCCGCCUCGGCUGGUUCAGGGCACGACGAGCUCGACUUAUCGGGCGUCAUGGACGACGGAGAGUCACCGACGCUCGUCGAGGACACCACCGGGCGGGGAUACGACCGCGGGAGGAGCGCGGUCGAGGACGCGUCAGAGAUUGAGCCGGCGGUUCCGGAGCCGACGCCGUCGACGACGACGGCGGCGGCGUCGGCGGACGACGGUCUCGCGGGGUUCGAGGAUUUCUUCUCCCCGGGAGGAGCCGCCGCGACCUCGAGCGGAGCCGCCGCGUCAGGCGGCGGCGGCGGCGGGUUGGACUCGCUCGAGGACCUUCUCAGGGCUUCGACCACGGGCGGCGGCGGGAAAGGUAAGGGCGGCGGCAUGUCCCUCGGUUCGGACAAAAUGGACGACCUCUUCGGUCCGCCCGUUCAUCCCAGCGGCGGCGGCGUUCCCGCGGCGGCGGUCAUCGACGACAUGUUCGGCGCGAUGAUGGGCGGGGGUCGGGCCAACGCGGCGCCCGCGGCGGCGUCGGCCGAUGAAUUUUCAUACGCCCCCGACAGCGACGACGAGGACCGAGAGGGCGACACCCGGGAGCGGAAGGAGGCGCGGCGGCGAAGACACGAACGCGUCAAGGCGGCGAUCGACGCGAAGCUCCAGGAGAAGCGCGACCGCGAAUCCCGAGCGCUCGCGGACCAGGCGGAGCGGCAGAUGCUGAAGGACAUGAUCGGCGCGGACAUCGACGAGUGGCUCCGCGUGAAUCAAAACAACGUCCGGACGAUGCUCGCCAACUUGGGCGACGUGCUCUGGCAGAACCACGGGUACAAGAGCCCGUCGAUGAACGACCUUCUGAACCCGCCGAGCGUGAAGAAAUGCUACCACAGGGCGCUGAUCUUGAUCCACCCGGACAAGGUGCGACAGCGCGGCGGGGACACGUCGAUGAUUUACAUCGCGGACAAGGUUUUCGACCAAGUCCGGGACGCGUACAAGGCGUUCGAAGCGAAGGAGAUGUAGACGUGAUGAGGAGUCGUAUGCAGUGGUAGGCGCGAGUCGAUCUGAUGUGUUCUACUUCCCCUCCUCCCUCUUCUUCUAAUACGACGACGCCGCUACGAUGCUAUC